Messenger RNA from Adelges cooleyi (spruce gall adelgid), 1368 nucleotides. Its product is annotated as hexokinase type 2-like. The record is from RefSeq and is a predicted model, not a curated record. Gene Ontology annotation, cellular component: cytosol; mitochondrion. Gene Ontology annotation, molecular function: ATP binding; fructokinase activity; glucokinase activity. Gene Ontology annotation, biological process: glucose 6-phosphate metabolic process; intracellular glucose homeostasis; glycolytic process. NCBI's taxonomy places the organism in Eukaryota, Metazoa, Arthropoda, Insecta, Hemiptera, Adelgidae. Bases 1 to 1368 code for a protein of 455 amino acids. The transcript has a single exon.
AUGAGCCGAUUGUGUUCGCCUAAGACAUCACGUUUGAACGUUAUUCGCAACUCGACGAUGAUUCCGAGUAGCGAUGAGCUGCGAGAGUUGACAAAACGAAUGGCAGCGUGUAUCCAAGACGGUCUGGGCAAGGAGACGCACCCCAAAGCCACUGUGAAAUGUUUCCAGACUUACGUUCAGGACUUGCCCACUGGACGGGAACUCGGCACGUACUUGGCCUUGGACCUGGGCGGGUCCAAUUUCCGCGUACUAAAGGCCGAGCUGGGCACCGACGAGAUCCGCAUGGAGCAGGAGACGUAUUCGUGCUCCCAAGACCUUAUGACCGGCACCGGGGAAAACCUGUUCGACUACAUCGCGCAGUGCUUGGCAAGGUUCGUGGAACAAACUGGAAGCUCCUCGGCAGCCAGCAAGAAACCACUUCCGGUCGGGUUCACGUUCAGUUUUCCCAUGCGGCAACGGACCGUCGAUUCGGGCGUGUUGACCAAGUGGACCAAGGGCUUCAGGUGCGACGGCGUGGUAGGCCAAGACGUGGUUCAACUGCUGCGCCGGUCCAUAGCCAAACACGCGGGUCUCCACGUGAACGUCUGCGCCAUACUGAACGACACGGUGGGCACGCUCAUGUCCUCGGCCUGGAACGAUGCCAAGACGAAACUGGGGCUGGUCGUGGGGACGGGCACGAAUUGCUGUUACGUGGAAAGGGUCGGCGCGGUAGGUCUGUACGCCGGAGAUCCGGGUAAAAAACAAAUGGUCAUCAAUCUCGAGUGGGGUUCGUUCGGCGACAACGGAGAGCUGGAAGGGCUGGUGACGAAGUACGACCUCGAGGUGGACGCCGGCUCGGUAAAUCCGAAACAGCAGCUGUUCGAAAAGAUGGUGUCCGGCAUGUACUUGGGCGAAACGUUCCGGUUGCUGUUGCUGGACAUGGCCAAGGAACAGGUCAUCUUCGACGGCAAGAUACCGGACGUCCUGGAGCGACCCCGGGGCAUAACGGCCGACGUGAUUUCCGGUAUCGAGAGAGACGCCCCGGGUCGUUAUGAACACGCCCAGGACUGUCUGCGAAAGGUGGGCAUCAACGCCGCAGACAGUGACCUGGAGCUCAUCCGGCAUGCGGCGCAAAACGUGUCUAGCAGAUCAGCUCGGCUGGUCGCCGCCGGGCUAGUGGCGAUACUGAACCGCGUGGACGAGCCGGAAAUAACAAUUGGAGUAGACGGGGCGGUGCACCGGCAUCAUCCGCACUACCACGACAUUCUGGUAAACACCAUCAACGAGCUGCUGGAAAACAAGAAGAAAAUCAAUGUCGUUUCCUCGGAAGACGGUAGCGGACGCGGAGCGGCCGUCGUGGCAGCCGCCGUCUGUAGGCGAUCUCCGUGA